Molecule: messenger RNA, 327 nt
Organism: Chondrus crispus (carragheen)
Lineage: Eukaryota; Rhodophyta; Florideophyceae; Gigartinales; Gigartinaceae
Exons: 1
Coding region: 1-327 (108 amino acids)
Source: RefSeq, a predicted model, not a curated record
AUGAUUUCUGAAAAGAUCUCCAAAGCGAAGCGUACGCGCCCUACGAUUGCACAGAAAAUCGAGGUCGGGCAUCUGCUGCAGGUCAGGAAUGCGAAUACCACAGUUAUGCGUCAGUUCAAAAUUUCAGAGCGAACCAUCCGAAACAUCAAACGCUCUCUUCCUUCACUUCAACAAAUUGUGACCAACACCGCUACAACGCUCGGAACAAAAACUUUGCACCCUGCGCAUUACCCCACUCUUAAAGCUCACUUGAUUGAGCCUGGUGCCAGAAGACGGCCUUGCAGAAACUGCAGAAUUCUGCAGGAAAGAUGUGGAGGAAUGGAUUGA